CUCUUCUAUGGAACCAAAUUUCUUGCUUCUCUACGAUACCCUUCUUCCAAAGAUCCAUUAAAAUUUAGAUUUUAUUUCAGAUUUGGUAAGCCAAGAUUAAGGUUUAAUCGCGUAAAUAAGAUGGGACUCUCGAAUUUUCCUAGCCCAGCUGAAGGCGUGAUACCUUUACUUGUAAUGAAUACGGUUAUGUCUGUGGCUUUAGUAAAGAAUUUGCUAAGAACUUUGCUGCAAGUGGUGGGUGCUAAUGGCGGCGGCGGGGCGGAGCAAGUUUUGGACGAAGAAGCUUCAAGAACUAGAAGGAUGUCGAUAACCCGGUAUGAUUCUCUAUGCAGAGACAGAGGUGGUGGUAGAAGGCGGCCCUGCCGUGAUGAUGGUGGUUGCGCCAACAGUGGAAGUGGCGGAAAUAUGUGGCCUGCAAUCGAGUGUUGUGUGUGUCUAUGUAGAUUUGAAGGAGAUGAAGAAGUGAGUGAGCUUUCUUGCAAGCAUUUCUUCCAUAAGCGGUGUUUGGAGAAGUGGUUUGAUAAUCAACACACAACUUGUCCUCUUUGUAGAUCCACAAUGUAAGUAAGAAGAAUUUGUGUGGACAGAAUUGUUUAGAUUUGCUGGUUUGUGUUAAUAGAGUAGUUUAGGUUUGUUCGCAGAUUUGGUACUGAACUGGACUUGACUUUAGUGGAUAAAAUGAUUUGUACUUUUAUUUAUAUAUGGUUUUUCAUUACGUUGGAGUCU
Messenger RNA from Olea europaea var. sylvestris, 726 nucleotides. RefSeq names its product probable E3 ubiquitin-protein ligase XERICO. The transcript has a single exon. The record is from RefSeq and is a predicted model, not a curated record. Bases 121 to 564 code for a protein of 147 amino acids. Lineage: Eukaryota; Viridiplantae; Streptophyta; Magnoliopsida; Lamiales; Oleaceae.